AUGACCAACCCCAUGGUGUCAUUGUUGACUGAUAAUAAGCUGAAUGGAUCUAAAUUUCCCAAAUGGAAAGAGAACAUUUACAUUGCUCUCAUUGGUGAAAAUGCCAUAUUUGUGUUAACUGAACGAUCUCCUGAGCAGCCGGGUGAGAAUGCAACCAAAGCAGUAAAGGAGAAGUUCGAGCAAAUCUUGAACCAGUUGACUGAACUAUUCGGGAUGGCAUCAAUUAAUUCUCGCUUUGAAGCGACAAGGAAUUUCAUCAAUGCAUGGAUGAAUCCUCAUCAGAACGUGCGUGAUCACCUUCUCAAAAUGGCGAGUUACUUCCAAGAAGCUCAGAAUCAUGGAGCUGUUAUGGAUCAGACAACUCAAGUGAGUCUGAUCUUGAACAGUUUGACUCCAGCCUUUCUUCCUUAUACUUCAAAUUAUGUCAUGAAUAAGAACGAACUUGAAUUUCAUGAGUUUGUAAACAACCUUCAGACAUUUGAAAAUUUUAUUGGAGGACCACAGAAAAAGGGAUCUAAAACUCCUAAUUCUCGGAAUGCUAAUGGGGCGGCUAAGGCUGAGCUCCAGCUGCUUGAACUCGGAUGCUAUCCUAGCGAGUUGAAUCGGAUGGUUGGACAGAUGGGUGAAGAUAGUCCAAGAUCAAGAUGA
Molecule: messenger RNA, 648 nt
Organism: Cannabis sativa
Lineage: Eukaryota; Viridiplantae; Streptophyta; Magnoliopsida; Rosales; Cannabaceae
Exons: 3
Coding region: 1-648 (215 amino acids)
Source: RefSeq, a predicted model, not a curated record